Molecule: messenger RNA, 3167 nt
Organism: Lepisosteus oculatus (spotted gar)
Lineage: Eukaryota; Metazoa; Chordata; Actinopteri; Semionotiformes; Lepisosteidae
Gene: c1ql3a
Product: complement component 1, q subcomponent-like 3a
Molecular function (GO): protein binding
Source: RefSeq, a predicted model, not a curated record
GCACAAUCACCAUCACCACAAAAGGACUGUGCUGUGCUCCAAGUUUGACUAUGGAUCUUUUUUUUUUCUGAGACGCUAGCUGUUGAAAUGCCACGUUAUUCAACCAGAUGGGAGCCUCGGUUCAUGUCGCUGCCUUCACAUCUCUUUUAUCAGAUGCUACUGCAGGGAAACUGGAGAGAUGUCAAGAUAGCCGUAUAAGUGGCAACGUCUGCUUAACAUUUCUGUCUUUCAUAAGACGUCGCGCUCGCUUUCUAUAGGGCUGUCUCUAAGAGAUGCAGAACUUUCAACACGUAUGCACGUUUCAGAUUCAGGUUAACUAAAUUCCGUAGCACUGGAGAUUUUACUGGUAAUCCGUAAAGUGGUGUGCAAACUUGUGCACGCUCUCUGUUGUACUGGCGGAUUUUGUCUCGCCCUCUUACAGUCGAUGCUAUAUCCUUGAAAAGUAGCAUGGCUUUGAAAACUCUGUCACCUGCGAGAGGAUAAAGGAGUGUGAUCCUUCAUUCACUGUCGAAGGGAGGUGGAUGACCGCACAUGGAUAUAGAGAUUUUAAGGUGGAGGUGGUGAGAGAUGCUUAAGACUAUUUUUUAACCUGGGUGCACUUGUGAUGCAGCCUUGAGAAGGCUGGAGUUCGAGACACAUAAGAGCAAACAUCAGCACAAAAAGUGAAGGAGAAAAAGGGUGGCUCUGGCCAAUUAAAUUAAUUAAGAUUAAAACCAAACAAAUCCCAUUUGUCUUUUUUCUUUAUAAGAAGGUCCCUCGUCAACCAGCAAGAUUUCGUCCAAAAGCAGACAAGAGGAUCGCCCUGCUCUGACGAGACUAGUCGGCAGGAAGCGGCUGAUCGCUGCUGGGGCUCUGGGGGUCGUCAUGGUACUGGUGUUGGUCAUUCUGAUACCGGUCUUGGUGAACUCUGCGGGGACUUCGGCGCACUACGAGAUGCUUGGCACCUGUCGGAUGGUGUGCGACCCAUAUGGCACUAAAUCCCCAGCUAGCACAGCCACAGCGGAGACCGUACGCGACCACAGUCUGAUCCAGUCUCUGCCCACCUUCAUUCAGGGACCGAAGGGGGAGCCAGGACGUCCGGGAAAGGCUGGUCCCAGAGGUCCGCCAGGUGAACCGGGACCACCAGGUCCAAUGGGUCCACCUGGAGAGAGAGGAGAGCCCGGACGUCCUGGACUACCCGGACCACCGGGUCCAAAUACUGCUGCCGGUGCCAUAAGUGCUGCGACUUACAGCACUGUCCCAAAAAUAGCCUUCUACGCCGGGCUCAAAAAGCAGCACGAGGGCUAUGAAGUACUGAAGUUCGACGAUGUGGUCACCAACUUGGGCAACCAUUACGACCCUACAACGGGGAAGUUCACCUGCUCUAUACCAGGAAUAUACUUCUUCACCUAUCAUGUUCUGAUGCGAGGAGGGGACGGGACUAGUAUGUGGGCUGAUCUAUGCAAGAACAACCAGGUUCGAGCAAGUGCUAUUGCCCAGGAUGCUGACCAGAACUAUGACUAUGCCAGCAACAGUGUCGUCCUGCAUCUUGAGCCCGGUGAUGAAGUCUAUAUUAAACUGGAUGGAGGGAAGGCACAUGGCGGAAAUAACAACAAAUACAGCACAUUCUCUGGAUUUAUCAUUUAUGCUGAUUAAAACAUCCUGAAAUAAUAGAUCUUUUUCCUUGGUUAAGUUUUAUUCUUCCUGUCCGAGGGCUGGAGCCCUGCUAGCCUAUUGUCAGUUCAAGUGAAGAAAAGUAGAUUGGUGUUGGGAAUCAUUUAAUGGAGGUCAGUGAGCAAGAAGAGAGCCAAAACUACCUGAUUAACAUCUGUACUCUCUAAAAGACUAUCUGUAAAAAAUGUGAGUUAAACAGAUGUGCAAAUCUUCUAUCGCCAAAGCAGUUACUGUGCAUAUCUUGUUAAUGUAAUCUGAAGCAUAAGUAAGUAAGACUUUUUAUAUAAAACAAAAUCUAAGGUUGUACUUUUAAUAGUAGUAUAUCCCUGUUGUUUGUGACAUCUAAUGGUUUCGGCCAGUGCACUGCAUCUGAUUCUUGUGUGUUGCCUGUUAAUUUGGAUGUUGAAAAAAACACUGGUAAUGUGUGCCAGACAAAAGGAUGGAAAUUUCUACUGUAAAUUACAGUAGGAGUGUAAUACUUAUUCUACACAGAAUCGCAAUGUCUAUUUUAGGAGGUGCACAAAUGAGAAAAAGUUAAACAGUACAAAAUUUAAACAAAUAUAGGCUUUUCUGACAAUAGGAUGGCUUAAGUAAAGCGUACUAUACAUUUCCAUACUAUAUUGCUUACUUAGUAAACUUAAAAAAUGGCAAAAUAACGAGCAUCACACCUUUGCAUAUUUUAAUUUUGUUUUAAUUUAUAACUGUAAAUGCCAGCGCCAAGAUCACAAGAACUGUGCACUCAAAGAAAAUAUCAUUUUGGCUUAGUCGUCUAGAUCUACCAAAUAUACACUUAAUUAAAUCUACUACAUACUACUGAUAAAACAGUUAUUCUAAGACUGUGAAUUGGGUUAUUCUUGAUGGAAGUUUCCCCACAUUAAAGCAAUGAUAGUGCUAUCAUUAUUAUCAUUAUCAUUAAAACUAUCUAAUGUUUUACAGACUGGGCAGAAAUUCAGGCUGGUUUGGGUCAGAUUUCAGUCUACAUCUGAGACCAAAGUAAUUAAGAAGUUUUCUCUGUCACAGAAAUGCUUGAUAGUAUCUGACAAAGCAGUGAGCUAAUUUUAUUUUUAUAAAAUGUGCAAUGCAAAAAUGUGAGCUAAUUUUCUCAAUUUAAGCAAGAAGCAAGCUACAGUAUUUAUCUGAAAUGUAAAUAAAAUGAUAAAAUGAAUAUAUAAAUGUUAAGUGUUUGAGAUAAUCAUAUUCUUUCUAAAUGUUAGCUAUAGGACAAUUAUGUGAACAGCACAGUUAGGGCUUGGAGCCAAACUAAUUUGCGAAAGGUCACCUGUGUGCCACUGAUGCAGGAAGAAAAUAAAAUUAAUAUUUAUUUUUCUUAAAAAAGUACAUUUCUGACCCCCAAAAUUAUUGUAAAGCAGCCAAAGUACCUAGUAAUUAAUGUAUGUAUAUUCUAAAUCUUACUUUAUACUUCUUGCUAAAGUGGAGAAUGUUAUGAAAACCAAAAUGAAUACUCAAGAGUAGUACUAUUACAUUUAACAAUAAAACUUAAUUAUUUACAUUUA